GAGAUAACCAUGCCAGCUGCAAAGAUAUACCAUGACUCGGAUGCCGAUCUGGCAUACAUAAAGGACAAGACUAUUGUCUUCCUGGGUUUCGGUAAUCAAGGUGCUGCACAAGCUCAGAACCUGCGCGACUCCGGCAUCCCGAACGACAAGAUUCUCAUAGCAAACCGCGAGGAUAGCUAUGCUGAGGAUGCCAAGGCAAAGCGCUUCAAUGUUACUCCUGACUUCGCGAAAGCGGCGGAAGUUGCAGAUGUGCUGUUCCUCUUAGUACCAGAUCAGGUUCAGCCUCGUAUUUUCAAUAACCAACUUGUACCGAGUUUGAAGAAGGGUUGUACAAUCGUCGUUGCCAGCGGUUAUAAUGUAUUUUUCAAGUUCUUGAACAUCCCAUCGACCAGCAACGUCGUUAUGGUAGCACCCAGGAUGAUUGGCUCAUCUGUCCGGUCCCUCUAUGAAAAGGGUAAAGGUUUCCCUUGCUUCGUUUCAGUUGAGCAGGACGGCGCUGGCAAGGCUCAAGAAAUCGCUCUCGCAAUCUCUCGCGGGAUCGGAGCGACAAAGGCUGGAGCGAUCGAGUCUUCCGUAAGAGAGGAAACAGCUAUGGAUCUAUUAGCAGAACAAGCACUUUGGCCGAAUAUUAUUUCGCUUUUCCAGCAAGCCUUCAGCGUUCUGAAGGAUGCCGGAUGUUCUGAUGAAGCUUUAUGCUACGAAAUGUGGAUGUCGAAGGAGCCUGCGGAAAUUUUUGAGCGAGCCGCUGAAGACGGAUUUAUCCAACAGUUAAAGCACCAUUCAACGGUCUCGCAAUAUGGCCAAUUAAGCGGUGCUCAAGCUCUUGAUGGUACCAGUACGCGAGAACACUUUGAGAACAUCUUGCAUAACCAAAUUUUGAGUGGAAAGUUCGCCAAGGAGUUCAGUAAGAUAGAGGAUGCAUUGGAUAAGGAAGGCAGCGAGAAUCCUCUUAACGAGCUGUACCGUCGGGCCGAGGAGACUGAGCUCGGACAAGCAGAGAAGAGAGUGCGAGCUCGCCUUGGAUGAUGUAUUGUUAUACUUAGGUAGUUUGUCAA
Messenger RNA from Fomitiporia mediterranea MF3/22, 1055 nucleotides. Its product is annotated as IlvN-domain-containing protein. Gene Ontology annotation, molecular function: ketol-acid reductoisomerase activity. Gene Ontology annotation, biological process: branched-chain amino acid biosynthetic process. The record is from RefSeq and is a predicted model, not a curated record. The transcript has 11 exons. Bases 10 to 1026 code for a protein of 338 amino acids. NCBI's taxonomy places the organism in Eukaryota, Fungi, Basidiomycota, Agaricomycetes, Hymenochaetales, Hymenochaetaceae.